GAAGAAGCAGGUUCAUAGCGGAGGAGCCUGAUGUGGGGCUCGAUCCCAUAACCGGGAUCACGCCCUGAGCCGAAGGCAGACGCUUAACCGCUGUGCCACCCAGGCGCCCCUAGGUGAUGUUUUUGUAGGUGAUCUAAAAAAGUAAUUGCAAGAGGGAAAAUUUGUCUUUUAAAAUUCUUUUAAUUCUCAAGAAUUAUAAGCCAUCCAAGCCAUCCUCCAGCAGUUGCUAAGCUUUCUUCAAAUAUUAAAGUUCUCUUUUCCCUUCCUAAUACAACUUCUUUUCUCCAGCCCCUUGAUCAGGGUGUGUUAUCAGCCUUUAAAGCUCAUUACUUAAGGGGAAUGUUCAAGAUGUUUACUGCACCUACAGUGUGUGCAUUCUGGAAUCAAUUCAGCAUUAAACUUGCCAUUGAUAUUAUUGUAGAGGUUUGGAAUGAUGUCAUGAAAGCCUGCUUGCUUGGAGUGUACAUUCUCCCUGAUUUAGUUCAUGAUUCUGAAGGCCCUGAACCCUCAUGAGAGCUGCCCCAAGCAGAGCAAGCUGUGUUGCUCAGCAGAGGAGGCUGAAUCUGAGAAGUUGGGAGCAAGGAUAUUGGGGAGCUGCUGCAGUCCCGCGCAGACGAGCUCUUCACGUAAGAGCUGCAACAGGUAGUCGCUCAGGCACAAAUGGAAGGUGUGGGAGAAGCUACCCUGAAAGAGUUUACUUCCCCGUCACUUUCUGCUUUAGGUGCGCUGGAGAAGGAGUGCCAAUGGGCCAGACAUAAUGCAGAACGCGGUGGGAUCGCACUUCUGCGUAAGGUCCUAUUUGGAGCCAUAGAAGCUGCUGCUUUGUAGGAAGAUAUUUAUGCAGCAAAAACUGGGUAUCUUUUUAUGUCCGUGCCAAAGAAGUAAAAAGAAGACGAUGAGCCAGAACCAUUACUAUACUUCUUCUAAAAUCACUCCAUUUCUCUUUUCUUUUUUUUUAAAGACUUUAUUUAUCUACCUGUCAGAGAGCACAAGCAGGGGGGAGUGGCAGGCAGAGGGAGAAGCAGGCUCCCCGCUGAGCAGGGAGCCCGACGUCGUCGGACUCGAUCCCAGGACCCCGGGAUCAUGACCUGAGCUGAAGGCAGACGCUUCACUGACUGAGCCCCCCAGGCGCCCCAAAUCACUACAUUUCUUAGAAAAUGUGCAAAUGCUUCUCCAUCUGGACUUCUGAUGGCAGCAUCUCUAACCUUGCUCCACCCUUUCCUCGUACCUCUAACACAGUAGCUUCACCUUUGUAAGGUCCCACAGGGCACAGAUGGGCCGGAAAUUCCUAUGGAGGAAAUGACUCCUGUGGAGACCACAGAGGGGUCCUUAGGUGCCCAGCUCCAGCCUGUGGAAGACGGAAUGGAAUGUCACUCUCCAGAGCCACACCCACUGCAAGAUAAUGGGUCAUUUUUGUGGCUUUCCAUGGUGUCUCAAAGCAUGGGUGAUGAUAACCCUAGUAGCUUAGACACUGAUGAACCAGAAAUUGAACCAGAAAACAUGAGAGAGAAGUUCUUCAGAAGCUUAGCAGUGUUACUGGAAAACAAAAGUAAUAAUGCCAAGAUAUUUUCUAAAGCAAAGUACUGUCAGUUAAUAAGGGAAGUGAAAGAGGCGAAAGCAAAGGCGAGAAAGGAAUCCGUUGACUACCGUCACUUAGCUAGAUUUGAUGUGAUCCUCGUACAAGGAAAUGAGAAGCUGAUUGAGGCUGUACAUGGGGAAACAGAUAAAGUACGGUAUUACUUGCACAGCGAAGAGUUAUUUGACAUUCUGCAUGAUACCCAUCUCAGCAUUGGACAUGGUGGGUGUACCCGCAUGGAAAAAGAGUUACAAGCAAAAUACAGGAACAUCACGAAGGAAGUUAUAAUGCUAUACUUGACACUCUGCAGACCAUGCCAAGAGAAGAGUCCAAAACUCAAGAAAGUUCUAACAUCAGAGCCAAUGAAGGAAGUGAAUUCAAGAUGCCAGGUGGAUCUUAUCGACAUGCAAUUGAAUCCUGAUGGGGAGUAUAAAUUUGUUAUGCAUUAUCAAGAUCUUCGUACAAGGUUGAGUUUUUUGCGGUCACUAAAAUCUAAAAAGCCUAAGGAAGUUGCACAUGCUCUUUUAGAUAUUUUUACAAUUGUUGGCGCACCCAGUGUCCUACAAUCUGACAAUGGGAGGGAAUUUUCAAGGCAGAUUGUCAGUGAGCUCAGUACUAUUUGGCCAGAAUUGAAAAUUGUCCAUGGGAAGCCUCCGCCCUGUCAAAGCCAGAGUUCUAUGAAUCAGAGUAAUGAGGAUAUCCAGAAUAGGAUUAUCUCCUGGAUGCAGACUAACCGUUCAUCACACUGGGCUGAAUUUUUGUGGUUCAUUCAGAUGACCCGAAAUCAGCCCUAUCAUCGAGGCAUGCAGCAGCCUCCUUCUGAAGGUACAUUUAGCUCUGAAGCUAAACUAGGCCUGUGUCGUUCUCAGCUAGCUGAAGAACUUACUGCUCGCCUGAAUCUAGAGAAUGAGUUAGAUCAGGCCGACAGAGAAUUGGAAAGCACGCCAGGAGCGCAGUCUGGAGAGAACACGGAGACGGGCACGGACAGCAGUGAUACUGAAGGGCAUCUUUCUGCCCCUCCUGCUGGGGCUGCGAAGAAGCCUCCCGAAAACAGACUGAAGUUUGUGUCCUGUGUAGUUUGUGAGAAAGCACUCUCAGGUGCUCCUGGUGGCAUACCGCGUGACGGAAAUGUCCGUGCGAUCCGCAGAGUGCCCCCUCCACGUGACGCUGAGGGCUGUCAUCACAGAGGAACGUGUAGUCUCUGCCGUGAGACCACGACAGUGAAAAGGAAACGUGACGAGAUCCAGAGAAGUUUGACUGGUCAGACUUCCAAAAUGCUGAAGCCGUCAGACACACCAUUUUCCUCCGACAAAGUGGGAGAUUGGAUGGCAAAACAACCUUCACUGGACUUUUUUGUCAAGAAAAAACAUCCCUUUUCUGAAUAUGGCAGUAGUAGUAAGAGAAAUGGUAACGAUGGAAGUCGCCCAGAGCAGGUGAAAACCAGAAGAGUUCACACAAGUUUUACUCGGAAGUAUGAUACCUCGUAUAUCGAGUUUGGGUUUGUAGCCGUAAUUGAUGGUGAAGUGCUGAAACCAAAGUGUAUUAUUUGUGGAGACAUACUGGCUAAUGAAGCAAUGAAACCGUCAAAACUUAAGCGGCAUUUAUAUUCAAAACAUAAAGAAAUAAGUUCACAACCGAAAGAAUUCUUUGAGAGGAAGAGUAGCGAAUUAAAAAGCCAGCCAAAGCAGGUGUUCAGUGUUUCUCACAUCAACAUCAGUGCUCUGCGGGCUUCGUACAAAGUGGCGCUCCCGGUCGCCAAGUCUAAAACGCCCUACACGAUCGCUGAGACACUGGUGAAAGACUGCAUCAGAGAGGUCUGCCUGGAGAUGCUGGGUGAGGCUGCGGCGGAGAAGGUGGCCCAGGUGCCACUUUCCAAUGACACCAUAGCCCGGCGCAUUCAGGAGCUGGCCAGCGACAUGGAAGACCAGCUCAUAGAGCAAAUAAAAGAAGCAAAGUACUUCUCGUUGCAGCUCGAUGAGUGCAGAGAUAUCGCUAACAUGAUCGUUCUGCUGGUGUACGUGCGGUUCGAACACGGUGAUGAUAUCAAGGAGGAAUUCUUCUUUUCAGCCUCUUUACCGACACACACAACUAGCUCAGAGCUGUACGAAGCUGUGAAGAAUUACGUGGUCGACAAGUGUGGCCUGGAAUUUAGGUUUUGUGUAGGAGUCUGUUCUGAUGGCGCAGCCUCCAUGACAGGAACGCACUCCGAAGUGGUUACCCAGAUCAAGGAGCUUGUGCCAGAAUGCAGAAUAACACAUUGCUUCAUUCAUCGAGAGAGUCUGGCGAUGAGAAGGGUAUCAGCGGAACUAAACAGCGUGCUUACUGACACGGUAAAAAUCGUGAAUUAUGUCAAGUCUAACGCGUUAAAUUCAAGACUGUUCUCUUUACUGUGUGACAAUAUGGAAGCUGAUCACAAGCAGCUGUUACUGCACGCCGAGAUUCGGUGGUUAUCACGGGGAAGAGUUCUGUCAAGAAUGUUUGAAAUACGAAACGAACUCUUAGUGUUCCUGCAAAGCAAGAAACCAGUUUGGUCCCAGCUUUUCAAAGAUGUGAAUUGGACAGCCAGACUUGCUUAUUUAUCUGAUAUCUUCGGUAUUUUUAAUGAUCUUAACGUUUCCAUGCAAGGAAAGAACGCAACCUGUUUUUCAAUGGCUGAUAAGAUUGAAGGACAAAAACGGAAGUUAGAAGCUUGGAAAAACAGAGUUUCUACAGAUUGUUAUGACAUGUUCCAUAAUUUAACAACAGUUAUCCAUGAAGUAGGCAGUGACCUUGAUAUUGUCCAUCUGCGAAAAGUUAUCAAGGAACAUCUUACAAAUUUGUUGGACUGUUUUGAAUUGUAUUUUCCAUCGAGAGAAGAUCCACGCGUAGGAAACUCAUGGAUCCAAAAUCCAUUUCUUUCAUCAAAAGAUAAUGUAAAUUUAACCGUAACCCUGCAGGAUGACUUGUUGCAGCUGGCUACGGAUGAAGGACUGAAGGUGAAGUUUGAAAGUACAGCAUCACUUGCUUCCUUUUGGAUAAAAGUUAAAAAUGAGUACCCUGAGCUUGCUGAGGUGGCUCUGAAAUCCCUUCUUCUGUUCCCCUCCACGUCCCUCUGUGAGACUGGGUUCUCCACUCUGAGUGUCCUUAAAACAAAACACAGAAACAGUUUAAAUAUCCAUUAUCCCCUGAGAGUAGCAUUGUCAUCAAUCCAGCCGAGGUUAGACAAAUUGACAAGCAAGAAGCAAGCUCACUUAUCACAUUAAAAACUGGAAGGUGUUCAGUCGGGGUAUGCAUAUGCGCAUCAUGGAAUAUGGAAAGUUAUUAGGGUAGCAGUUCUCUGUAUAAAUUGUCUAUAUGUACACUUUCAGUUAAAUGUACAGUUUUUAUAAUUCUUUUAUUUCUUGCUGUAUUUAUUAAAAUGUAACUUUAAAUCUGUUGCUUCUGGUAUUAAACAGUUUGCUCUUA
Molecule: messenger RNA, 5020 nt
Organism: Ailuropoda melanoleuca (giant panda)
Lineage: Eukaryota; Metazoa; Chordata; Mammalia; Carnivora; Ursidae
Gene: SCAND3
Product: SCAN domain containing 3
Exons: 4
Coding region: 1291-4818 (1175 amino acids)
Biological process (GO): DNA integration
Molecular function (GO): nucleic acid binding
Source: RefSeq, a predicted model, not a curated record